Messenger RNA from Kluyveromyces lactis, 1005 nucleotides. RefSeq lists its product as uncharacterized. The record is from RefSeq and is a predicted model, not a curated record. The coding region runs from base 1 to 1005 and encodes 334 amino acids. NCBI's taxonomy places the organism in Eukaryota, Fungi, Ascomycota, Saccharomycetes, Saccharomycetales, Saccharomycetaceae. The transcript has a single exon.
AUGCUAACAGAUCUGUUCUCUGCACUGUUCUCAAUUGAAGAUGGAACAACAGAGUCAGUGACUCCAAAAUAUGGACAUGGCGUCCAGGAAGACGAUAUAGAUCUUCAAUUAAGGGCACUUAUAUACUGCUAUCAAAGGCUCAAGGUAAAGGAGAUGAGCCCAUUCUAUCCGGUUGAUUCUACAACUGAGGAUGGAGAAACAUUAGGCGAUGGCAGUGUAGCCCUGGACAAAGUUUACAAUCUAGAACAAUUUAUAGCCAUGUUACAAGAGGAUCCGCAUCACAUACUGGUAGAUUGGUGUAAAAAUAAGGCUAGGCUAAUGUGUAUAUUAUCAAGUACACCGGUGAGGACGGUAAACAAGUUACCGAAAGGAUUUUCCUACCUUAUCUUGGAACCGGAUAGUUCGGAAGAUCUUUACUUUCAAAGACUAGUGUAUGAUAGCAAACUGUACCACGAACAUGAUGUACCACUAAGUUGGAAGAUACAAUGCCUUCGAGAGAUUAUAAAGAAACAGUAUACUCUCGUCCCAACUAGGAGGAAAAGUUUUAAUAAGCAGGAUCGAUGGCAGAUCAUGAUCAGAUAUCUAUCAAAGCUGGCGGAACAUGUUCAGAUUGAGAGGGUCUAUAAAGCAUACAGAUCACAGCCACCAGCAACAAGAAGACUUUCAAAUAGUAGCGAUGGCAGUGAGCAGUCGAUGCUCACAAGAGGCCUGAAGAGUAAACCAUCCAUGACAAUUUUAAGACUCGAUAGAAGUGUUACAUCAAGAUCAACGACUCACACAAGCGCAUUGAGUCGAAAUCAACCCAAUUCGCCACUAAUUCUGUCCAGAAGCCCUUCUCCGAAGAAAUCUUCCAAUUAUAAUGCAUUUACAAAUACUCACAACAGUACCAAUAAUGAUAGUCUUUUAUAUCAACAGUCCAGAAACUGCGUCAUAAAAAGACUUGAGAGAGAAAAACAGAGAAGGGAAUCAGAAAGCGAACAAGCCCUGAUAUCUACAUCUCUGUAA